Gastrolobium bilobum is the source of this 581-nucleotide messenger RNA. RefSeq lists its product as uncharacterized. The transcript has 2 exons. The record is from RefSeq and is a predicted model, not a curated record. NCBI's taxonomy places the organism in Eukaryota, Viridiplantae, Streptophyta, Magnoliopsida, Fabales, Fabaceae. The coding region runs from base 7 to 423 and encodes 138 amino acids.
UGGUACAUGCACAGAAACAACAAAUUUGGAAAAGCAAUGAAGCUCCUUAUGCAGCGUUUGUCUCUGGGUAUUUUUGUUCUGCUUCUCUCCUUCUUCUUUGUAGCGUUCAGGCCAAAGGAAACUGCCAUGCCAACCUAUGAGAUUUUUGGAGUGAAGAUUGAGAAGAACCCACCUCAAUCUAAACUCACUGAGCUUGGAGUCACAACUUGGUCCAAGUGGGAAGGAGGUCCAACCAAAAUUCCAUGGUCCUUUGCAGCAGAAGAAACUAUGUAUCUGCUAGAGGGAAAAGUGAAGGUUACUGUUGAAGGGUCUGAUGGUUCUUUUGAAAUUGGGGCUGGUGAUUUAGUUAUCUUUCCAAAAGGGAUGAACAUUACUUGGGAAGUGAUUGAAGCUGUGAAGAAGCACUACAGCUUGAAAAAAUAAUGUGCCUAUAACUAUUGUGGCCUAAUUAUGCCAUGUAUGAACUCUAUUUACUCACUUACUGUGGCUAUAUUUGCUAAUUGCUACCGGAUUGUACCUAAGACUUCACUUCCUUUAGAUUGUACCUUUAACAAUGAUCCUAUUGCAAGUAAUCGCUAAUC